Molecule: messenger RNA, 1019 nt
Organism: Trichoderma harzianum CBS 226.95
Lineage: Eukaryota; Fungi; Ascomycota; Sordariomycetes; Hypocreales; Hypocreaceae
Exons: 1
Coding region: 419-955 (178 amino acids)
Source: RefSeq, a predicted model, not a curated record
UUUGCUGGGCUCCAACGGAUGCUAGUCAGUUCGCAGGGCGGUGGUUUUUCUUCUUCUCUUUGGGGUUGGGUUGGGCGCCCCCUCUAAAUGAUGAGAGACUGAGAGCCGUGGGAAUAUUAAUAGCGACAGCUCAAGUCUGUGAUGAUGUCGUUCAUUCGCUGCAACGGGCACAAGAGGGAAGCGAAAGUGGAGGUUUGACAAAAAGGUUAACUCUAAUACGAAGUGUCGUUACCUGAGUGGUGGUGAAGAUUGAAAUAAAGGGGGAAAUGGGAUGGAACGCAGCUAAAAUAGAUCCAAGAAGGCAAGUUGGUUUAUUAUGUACAACAGACCAGCACUAGUAUCUAAUACAGCAGCCGCCUUGUAAUGUACGGUAGCAGCCUGGGGACAUGAAAGAUUGAACGGAAGGCUGAUAAUCAUCAUGUCUCGCCUCAAAAAAAGCUGGCCCUCUGCCUCACAUCCAGCCCCGGGAUAUCACAUGCAAGGGUCUGGUGAUGGGACCGCCAUGGCAUGGGCUGACUGCAUGCAUCAGUCAAGCUGCGACUCUGCUCAAGAGACUUUAGAGAAAGCCCAGGCAAGCAAGACAAAAAAGGCACGGGAUUCCGCCCAACACCAACGCCAUGGGAAAGGAAAAAAAGAGCGAGACCAAAAAGUCAAAUGCAACCCCCCCAGUCAGGCAUUCCCAAUCUAUGCACUACAGCCACUAGCUCUGAUACUCGGGGCGGGUCAUUUGAUGCAUGAGGGCGCCAUCAAAUCAAUCCGCCAAACCAGCCCUAGAAGGAGGCUGGAAUAUCGCAUCCAGCGGCCAUCACCUCGCUUGGCUGUGGCGUCCCAUCUCGCUCGCCCUCUCACGCGGUGGCUUAGGAGAGCACGUACCAAUAAAACAAAAAGAGGCGAAGGAGAAUAUAGAAUAGGGAAAGGGAAAGGGAAAGGGAAAGGGAAGGAGAAGAGAGAAUGAGAGAAGCAAGAAAAAGGAACAAGAGAAUAGGACUCAACUGAGCAUUACAUUGAUUGGAUUUAGG